Messenger RNA from Cynoglossus semilaevis (tongue sole), 2028 nucleotides. It is a transcript of the gene casq2, whose product is annotated as calsequestrin 2. The transcript has 11 exons. Gene Ontology annotation, cellular component: Z disc; sarcoplasmic reticulum lumen. The record is from RefSeq and is a predicted model, not a curated record. Gene Ontology annotation, molecular function: calcium ion binding. The coding region runs from base 510 to 1748 and encodes 412 amino acids. Gene Ontology annotation, biological process: regulation of cardiac muscle contraction by regulation of the release of sequestered calcium ion. NCBI's taxonomy places the organism in Eukaryota, Metazoa, Chordata, Actinopteri, Pleuronectiformes, Cynoglossidae.
CUUAGCUCCUUGUAUCUUCCUUAUAGUAUUUGAACUCCCUCAGUUAGAGAUGACAGAGAGCAGCCCCUCCCCUCAGUUGUUCUUCACUAUCUCUAUUCCUCAACUCGGCAUUUUAUUUUUAGAACUUAAACAACUGGUCUCCUAAAAAUGGGCCUGUUCUACAGUGGUAAACGGAGAAGAGAGCAGCUAUGUAUGGCAUCCCUCACUGGGACCCCCGAGCCCUGACGCUGCUUCUCACUGACUUUUGUUUGCAGCCAGAAGUUGUGAAGGAGUGAUCGCCCAGAGAGAAGGAGCAGCCCGGACCAGAUGAUGCUCUAGAAAGUGACAUUUUUGUGAACCGGUUGAGAUGCUUCACCAACGCCACUCACGGACUACUUCUCACAUCUAAGAAUUUCUGCAACAUUUUCUGAUCCCUUCACUGGGGGUUCCGUGACCUUUCGGUUGUCUGAUUUCAGCAAAUAUAAACCAUACUCUGACACUGGGAGUGUGUGUGUGUGAAUCUGAGGAUCAUGCUCUCCUUCUGGUUGUUCCUUCUCCCCUGCCUGAGCUUCGUGAAUGUGUCCGUGGCAGAGAAGGCCCUUGACUUCCCACAGUAUGACGGGAAAGAUCGAGUCCUGGACAUCAAUGACAAGAACUACAAGAGGGCGCUGAAGAAAUACAACAUGCUCUGCUUACUGUACCACAAACCUCUGCCUGAGAGCAAGGAGCAGCAAAAGCAACACCAGAUGACCGAACUGGUGCUGGAGCUGGCAGCUCAGGUCACAGAAGACAAGGAAGUUGGCUUUGGGAUGGUCGACUCCCACAAAGAUGCAAAGGUGGCGAAGAAACUGCGCCUGGAAGAAGAAGGCAGCAUAUAUAUUUUCAAAGACGACCGGAUGAUUGAGUACGAUGGUCUGCUCUCAGCAAACACUCUGGUGGAAUUUCUUUUGGAUCUCCUGGAUGAGCCUGUGGAGAUCAUAGGAAAUGCCGUGGAGCUCAAAGCCUUUGACCGACUGGAGGACGAAAUCCGCCUCAUCGGUUACUUCAAGAGUGAAGACUCCGAUCAUUUUGAAGCAUUUAACGAAGCCGCAGAGCAGUUCCAUCCUUACAUUAAGUUCUUUGCCACAUUUGAAAAAUCAGUGGCCAAGGAGCUGACUCUGAAGAUGAACGAGGUAGAUUUCUACGAACCCUUCAUGGAGGAGCCUGUGACCAUCCCAGGAAAACCUCUCUCUGAGGAGGACCUGGUGGAAUUCAUAAAUGAACACAGAAGACCAACUCUGAGAAAACUACGUGCAGAAGAUAUGUUUGAGACCUGGGAGGACGACAUUGAUGGCAUCCAUAUUGUAGCUUUUGCAGAGGAAGAGGAUCCUGAUGGCUUUGAGUUUUUGGAGAUCCUGAAGGAGGUGGCUCGGGACAACACUCACCUCCCUGACCUCAGCAUCAUCUGGAUCGACCCCGAUGACUUCCCUCUGUUGAUCCCCUACUGGGAGAAGACCUUCAAGCUGGACCUGUUCCGACCACAGAUCGGAGUGGUCAAUGUGACAGACGCUGACAGUGUGUGGAUGGAGAUGGAGGACGAGGAGGACCUGCCCAGCCCUCAGGAGCUGGAGGACUGGAUCGAAGAUGUCCUUUCUGGAAAGAUCAACACAGAAGAUGACGACGAUGAUGAACUGAUCGACGAUGAUGACCCCGAUGACGACGAUGAUGAUGAUGAUGAUGAUGACGACGACGACGAUGAUGAUGAUGAUUAUGAUGAUGAUGAUGACUAAAAUAGAAGCCUCUGUAGUGUUUACUCUUGCAUCUGAGUUGAGGCUGAAUUUUAAACAUUUGUAAAGUACAGUAACCUUUACCAAGAAAAUACUAUGAAAUUUUACAUCAAAAAUGUAAUUACUGUAUUUUAUGCAAAUUGGGAUUGGGAUUAAUAAUAACAUGUACAGUAUGUACUGUCAAAGGUCUGGAGUCAGACGUUCACCUGAUAAUGAAUGACAAUCACUGAUGUGUAAAUGACGAGGUAAUAAUAAAGAUCAGUGGAUGUCAAAGGUGUCAUUA